AAAACCAUGGGCUGUUGCAAUUUGAAUUUCACUACUAUUUCCUUUUAUCUUCUUCUCCUUUCCCCUCUGUGUUUAUGCAGCAUAAUUACAACUUCUUCAGAGUUGGUGUGAAUUAACCGUUUUCAAGAUGUAUGCUUACUGAUAAACUAAAGAUUCAGAUUGGUCCUUUCACCUUCCCCUCGUGUCUCCUUCCAAACUGCACAGUUGAUUUUCAUUGUGGGAACGGAUCUAGAUCUCCAUCACCACCUUCAUCACUAGCUCCUAUUCUUCCGCCAUCAAAGAAUUUAUUUAGCCCAUGUGGUGUUGUUUGGUGUGGUGAUGGAACAUGUGUAACUAAUGGAACUGGAUAUGCAUGCCAGUGCAAUCAAGGCUCGGAGAAUUUGUUGAAUUCUUCCAACUUAGCUUGUUUUAAAACAUGCUAUUUUGGAGCAGAUUGCAGCAGUCUUGGCUUUAACCUGCCAUCAGUUCCACGACCACAAAUUUCACAACCACCUCCUUCCAGCAGUCCAAGCUCAGCUUCAAAAGGCCCAUUGAAGUUGGAUCCAAUCAAGCAAUCAAUCGGCUCCAAGUUCACAAUCAAGACUAGAAGACAAUGCAUGUGGCCGAAUUGAAGAUUGCAAUUUGUAUGAGAGGAGUUUCGGUUCGAUUUGGCCAUCGUAUCCUGUGACUGCAGAUUGGUUAACAAUUUCCAAGUGCAAUGCUAAUCCUGGCAUAAGGAGUCUAAAAAGCUGUCUCCAUCCUUUACAUAAAAUUUUCUUUUUAUU
This is a messenger RNA of Rubroshorea leprosula, 764 nucleotides long. The record is from the annotation of a GenBank genome assembly. Lineage: Eukaryota; Viridiplantae; Streptophyta; Magnoliopsida; Malvales; Dipterocarpaceae.